GCGUGCUCGGGAUGUGGACCAGGAUACCAAAGCCCGCUCCACGCCAUGAAGGGCGAGCGCGAGAAGAUCGUGUAUCUUCCGUGCAUCUACCGCAACACGGCCACCCGUCAGGCCGACUACUUGGCCACGGUGGACGUGGACCCUGAAUCUCCAUCCUACUGCCAGGUGGUCCACCGUCUUCCGAUGCCCAACGUGAACGACGAGCUCCACCACAGCGGCUGGAACGCCUGCAGCAGCUGCUUCGGCGACGCCUCCAAGAAGCGCGACCGCCUCAUCCUGCCCGCCCUCAUCUCCUCCCGGAUCUACGUGGUGGACGUCGGCAGCGACCCCAGGAGACCGGCGCUCCACAAGACGGUGGAAGCCGUGGAUCUGUACUGGAAAUGCGGCCUGGCCAACCCUCACACCAGCCACUGCCUGGGCAGCGGUCAGAUCCUCAUCAGUUGCAUGGGAGACCCGUCCGGGGCGGGCAAAGGCGGUUUCGUGCUACUGGACGGCGAGACCUUCGAGGUGACGGGCAACUGGGAGAGUCCCGGCGAGGCCGCUCCCUUCGGCUACGACUUUUGGUACCAGCCUCGCCACAACGUGAUGAUCAGCAGCGAGUGGGGGGCUCCCAAGUUCCUCGCUGAUGGUUUUAAUCCGGCUCACGUCGCAGAAGGCCAGUACGGAACUUCCCUCCACGUGUGGGACUGGACCACUCGUAAGAGGGUGCAGACCCUGGAUCUGGGAGAAGAGGGCGCCAUUCCUCUGGAGAUCCGCUUCCUCCAUGACCCCGCCGCCGCCGAGGGCUUUGUGGGCUGCGCUCUCAAGGGGAGCGUCUUCCGCUUCUACAAAGCGUCGACGGGAAAGUGGUCCGCGGACAAAGUCAUCGGUGUUCCCAGCAAGAAGGUCGAAGGAUGGAUGCUACCCGAGAUGCCGGGUCUGAUUACUGACAUUCUGAUCUCUUUGGACGACCGCUUCCUUUACUUCAGCAAUUGGCUGCACGGCGACAUCAGGCAGUACGACAUUAGCGACACCAAGAACCCUCGACUCGUCGGACAGGUGUUUUUGGGUGGCAGCCUCACCGCCGAUGGACCUGUAAGAGUCCUGGACGACCCGGAAAAGCAGCCCGCCCCUCGUUUCAUCCAGGGAAAGCGUAUCCACGGUGGUCCUCAGAUGUUACAGUUAAGUUUGGACGGUCGCAGGCUUUAUGUAACAACAUCGCUCUACAGUGGCUGGGACAAACAGUUCUACCCCGAAAUGAUCCGGGAAGGGUCGGUCAUGAUGCAGAUCGACGUGGACUCCGAGCGCGGGGGUCUGAGCCUCAACGAGAACUUCCUUGUGGACUUUGGCAAAGAGCCCGGCGGUCCGGCGCUGGCUCACGAGCUGAGGUACCCCGGAGGAGACUGCACGUCCGACAUCUGGCUGUGA
Nerophis lumbriciformis (worm pipefish) is the source of this 1407-nucleotide messenger RNA. The record is from RefSeq and is a predicted model, not a curated record. Lineage: Eukaryota; Metazoa; Chordata; Actinopteri; Syngnathiformes; Syngnathidae.